This is a messenger RNA of Coccomyxa subellipsoidea C-169, 1708 nucleotides long. RefSeq lists its product as hypothetical. Gene Ontology annotation, biological process: regulation of DNA-templated transcription. Gene Ontology annotation, molecular function: DNA-binding transcription factor activity. Lineage: Eukaryota; Viridiplantae; Chlorophyta; Trebouxiophyceae; Coccomyxaceae. The record is from RefSeq and is a predicted model, not a curated record. The transcript is spliced from 8 exons. Bases 67 to 1281 code for a protein of 404 amino acids.
AUCAAGCACACUUUACUAGACUUCGCUCGCUUGGUGCUGAUAGCGACUCACGUGAACAGUGGGGUGAUGGAUCAGCAGGACGGAACACCAAGAGGGCCUGCACUGUUUAAUGAGGUCUGUGGAGCACCACAAGGCAGUGACGACGCACAUUCUCAGGCCGCAACCAACGACUUUGCGGAGUGGACUCCCACAGAUCUGUGGUUCGGUGGUUACACCUCCAUGUUCCAGAGUCCCUCAGGAGGACAAGAUGCUCGAGCAUCGAAGCAGUCUGAGAGCCAAUCAAGCCAAGCAUCUGCAGCAGAAGGUGAAAGCGAUGAAAAAGGGUCCAAGGGCAAGAAAUUGGGGUUCCUGGGCCGUGCAAGCGAGAAGUUGAAGCGCUGGAAGAACAGGACACCAGCUCAGCAAGAAGCGAACAAAGCAGCUCAGAAGCGUUACAGAGAAAGGAAGAAAGGACAGGUGUCAGAACUGCAGACGCAAGCAGAUGCAUUGGCUGCUCAGGUGAAAGCGCUGGAGCUUGUCAAUGCAGACAAUGUCUUCCUUGAGAAGUCCAACCAAUCCUUGGAACAGCAGCUUUCAAGCACUGCUUCGCCUCAAUCAAGGAGCAGCGCCCAGAAAACAACCUCUAGCGAAUGGGGCAGCCCUGAAUGGCUAAGCUUCAAUGACAACUUCCUCAGUGUGGUAGAAGGAUUGGGAGCAUACCUGCGUGAGAAGGGGGUACAGCCGGAUGUGAUUGACAGAAACACCCCUCCCGAAGUGCUGGAGGAGAUCAAGGAGAGGAUGCUCCAAGCCAUGCAGACAUGCAUGCAGGGUCUCAACCUUGGCGGUCUCAAAUUGCAGCGCCUGAUCGACGCUGUGACCACCAGGAAGAAUCUGACAUCACAUGCUGGCACAGACGGCCGCAAAGAGUGCUACACAGCUGCUAGAGUGCUGAACCUAACAGAGGAGCAAGUGCGCCGGGGCCUGCAGUACAGAACCCACGUCCUGGGAGUCCUGGAUAAGAUCUACAUGGAGAGAGACGAACUCAAUCGGCGAGUUGCACAGCUGCUGGCUUCUGCUGAUAAGGGUGCACAGCAGCAGCUGCCAAUAGCUCUGGCUAAGCUCAAGGCGAAUCUGUCUGCAGAAAUGCGUGCAUGGUCUGAGCAGCAUUUCCUGCUGUUCCGCAUGUUGCUGUCUCCAACUCAGGGCGCCUGGCUGCUGGUGGAGUCUUUCCCCUCGCAUUGCGACUGUUUGGCCUUUUUCAAUGGUCUUCAGGAUAUCUUCCCUCCAGAGCAGAAAGCCUAGGAAUGCUGGAUGAUGGAGAAACUUGACAGGUGUCAUGUCUAUGAUUUACUGUAGCUGCUAAUGCUUCUCUGAAUCAGAUGAAAUCAGGACCAAGUGCAAAUUGCACACCUGUCGACAGAGAUGUGGCGUGAAAGGUUCAAGGCACCUGCUCUGCCCAGAACUGAAUGGGGCAUGCAUACAUCGUGAUGAAAAGAGUGCACUUGAUAUCAAUUUGCAAAUUGAAGUAUUUAAAAUGCGAACUAAUUGCCGGAUGCAAUAGCUCCAAUCUGGUGCUUUGUCUGCCAUCCAUGGAGAUGCAUCUCCAGGUAUCAUCUGUCCAGACUGCAGAUCCAUGCAUUUGCUCGGCAGGCUUCACCAUUUCUGCCUCAGGGAUUCCGGUCAUGUGUGCCUCAGUGAGAUUAUAAGUGUAAUUAGGAAAUGCGCGUGU